Molecule: messenger RNA, 1979 nt
Organism: Tribolium castaneum (red flour beetle)
Lineage: Eukaryota; Metazoa; Arthropoda; Insecta; Coleoptera; Tenebrionidae
Gene: Ilk
Product: Integrin linked kinase
Exons: 5
Coding region: 425-1618 (397 amino acids)
Biological process (GO): protein phosphorylation; signal transduction
Cellular component (GO): cytoplasm
Molecular function (GO): protein binding; ATP binding; protein kinase activity
Source: RefSeq, a predicted model, not a curated record
UUUGGGGAAUUUCAAGCGGCACGGUUGGCAACACGUCCAAAUAUGGCCGUCUGUUGUGUAAAAAAGUGUUUAGUUUUCCUCACCUAAUUACCAAAAAAAUCCUUAUCUUAUCAAAGUAAUGCGGUAAAUAGCUUCCGGAUAAGCGACUGAACGCACUCAUUAUAAAUAAAAACCAAUUCUCGCGUUUUAAACACCACCCAAGUGAACGCCCAUUUGCUGGUACAAGUGCCCCACUUUUGGGCAAAUUGCCGAAAUGGAGGAUAUUUUCCAGUGGUGCAGGGACGGGAAUGCCCUCCAGGUGCGGGUUUGGCUCGAUGACACCGAGCACGACAUGAACCAGGGGUGAGUUGUGUCUUUGAGGGAUGACCAUGGGUUCAGUCCGCUGCACUGGGCGGCGAAAAGGGGGCACACGAAGAUUGUGGAGAUGCUCUUGCUCAGGGGGGCGAGGGUCAAUGCCACCAAUCGGGGGGACGAUACGCCCUUGCAUCUGGCGGCUGCACAUGGGCACAGGGAGAUUGUGCUUAUGUUAUUACGUCAAAGAGCUGACGUAAAUUUCACAAACGAACACGGCAACACUCCUUUACACUACGCCUGUUUUUGGGGAUACAGAGAAAUUGCCGAAGAUUUGGUCCAUCAUGACGCCAAAGUCUCUCUUGCUAACAAAUAUGGAGACACUCCACUUGACAAAGCAAGAGGCAAUUUGGCGAAAAUCCUCCACGACAUGGCGGUCGAAUCCGGGCAAGACCUCAAAAAGAUCAUCUUCAAAGACCAAAGUUGGCUGGGCCUGAAAACCCGCUCACGUGACGCCACCCUCUCCCGUCACAAAGGCAUCAACAUUAAAGAAUUACACCAACGUGAAGAAAUCGCCUCAACACCCAGUGGCGUAACAUACAGAGGAACAUGGCAGAAAAAUGACGUUGUUGCUAAAAUCUUAAACAUUCGCGAGGUUACAUCGCGAAUAUCGCGCGAUUUUAACGAAGAAUUUCCGAAAUUGCGAAUUUUCUCGCACCCUAAUAUCCUCCCAGUGAUUGGUUGUUGCAACAGUCCGCCAUAUUUGAUCGUCAUCAGUCAAUAUAUGCCACUCGGAUCGCUUUACAAUGUUUUGCACGAAAGCAGCGGAAUUGUGGUUGAUAAUGCGCAAGCGUUGCGAUUUGCUGUUGAUAUUGCACGAGGCAUGGCCUACUUGCAUAGUCUUGAGCGUAUUAUUCCAGAAUAUCGUCUGAAUAGUCGUCACGUGAUCAUUGAGGAUGAUUUGACGGCGAGAAUCAACAUGGCCGAUGCUAAAUUCUCCUUCCAGGAGAAGGGUAGGAUUUAUCACCCGGCCUGGAUGUCUCCCGAAGCGCUCCAGAAGAAAAUCACCGAUCGCAACUGGGAGGCGUCCGAUAUGUGGAGUUUUGCGAUUUUGUUGUGGGAGUUGGCAACGAGGGAAGUUCCCUUCGCUGAUUUGAAUCCUAUGGAGGCUGGGAUGAAGAUAGCUUUGGAGGGAUUAAGGAUUGCCAUAAAACCGGGGAUUUCCCCACAUUUGUCCAAGUUGAUCAAGAUUUGUAUGAAUGAAGAUCCGGGAAAAAGGCCCAAGUUUGAUAUGAUUGUCCCAAUUUUGGAUAAAAUGCAACGUUGAGCAGUUGGCUGGGUAAAGUUGUAACCGACUAAAAUGAUAGUGUGCCUUGGAUAUUGCCUUCUAUUAAUUAAUACGCUGACAUUGUGUUCUAACCACAGCUUUCUUGCUUAACGGAGGGAAAAUUUUAAAUUUGAAUUUUGAAUCUCUAAAUGGCGCCUCCAAUAAUCGAGAAAGAUGUGUUUUCUUUUUAAUUUGUAUUUAAUGUUUUUAUUUAAUUUUUGUAUGUAUUUUAUUUAGAUGUGCUAUACUAUACAUAAUUUUUUAAUGUAUUAUAUUUAUUAAUAAUUUAAUAACUAUGACAUGUUAAUACUUUUAGGAUAUUAUAUUUUAAUAAUAAAAUGUAACUGUUGUUGGUCAAGAA